UUUUGGUCAUUUCAACCGCUCACGCCCAAUAAUAUUUCCUCGAGCUCCAGCAUGCUCUCUUCGCCAGCUUCAUCUCUGCAAACGCAUAACGCUCUUCAUUUCUUCUUCGUUAGAGAAUUCUCACCAAGUUAACAUCAAUAACCUCCGUUAAUUUCUCCUUCUCCAUCGCAAAUUCUCUAAUCAGUUCCUAACUUGGUUGGUUUUUGAACCAAUAGGAGCAGAAUGCUGGAGCCUAGAUUGGCGACUACCAUUUUUCUUUGGUUACUUGCUUGGAGGUCGGCUCCGAUGGUGGAAACGGCGAUAGGGGUGAACUGGGGAACGGUGUCGUUUCGAAAACUGAGGCCUUUGACAGUGGUGGAUCUCUUGAGGGACAACAAUAUCCCCAAGGUGAAGCUGUUCGAGGCGGAGGCCGAUGUUCUCACGGCUCUGAAAGGAAGUGGGAUUCAGGUGAUGGUUGGGAUCCCCAACGAGAUGUUGUCUCUCUUGAGCUCGUCCCCUUCUGCUGCUGAUUUGUGGGUUCGUCAGAAUGUUUCUUCUUACAUGGGCAAAGGUGGUGUUUCUAUCAGGUACAUUGCUGUUGGAAAUGAACCAUUCCUGACUAGUUACAAUGGUCAAUUUCAGAACUUAGUCGUGCCUGCUUUAAUCAAUCUGCAACAGUCUCUACUCAAAGAAAAUCUUGCUGGUUAUGUAAAACUUGUGGUCCCUUGCAAUGCCGAUGCCUACGAGUCCACACUUCCUUCACAAGGCGCAUUUCGUCCUGAACUGACCCAAAUCAUGACUCAGCUUCUUCAGUUUCUCAACUCUAAUGGCUCCCCAUUUGUAGUUAACAUCUACCCUUUUCUAAGCCUUUAUGACAGUGAAGAUUUUCCCCAAGACUAUGCAUUUUUUGAAGGAACUAGUCAUCCUGUCACUGAUGGUGCCAAUGUUUACACCAACGCAUUUGAUGGAAACUAUGACACUUUAGUGGCAGCCUUGACUAAACUUGGUUAUGGUCAGAUGCCUAUAGUCAUUGGUGAAAUUGGUUGGCCCUCAGAUGGAGCCAUUGUGGCAAAUAUCUCAGCUGCAAGAUUAUUCAACCAAGGCCUCAUAAACCACAUUUUAGGUAACAAAGGUACACCCCUGAGGCCUAAUGCCCCUCCAGUGGAUGUUUAUAUCUUCAGCUUGCUUGAUGAAGGAGCGAAAAGCACAGUUCCGGGAAACUUCGAAAGACACUGGGGAAUAUUCUCUUUUGAUGGGAAGGCUAAGUAUCCAUUAAACCUAGGCCUUGGAAACAAAGAACUGAAGAAUGCUAAAAAUGUUCAGUAUCUUCCAUUUAGGUGGUGUGUGGCAGGUCCUUCUACUGACUUGACCAAUGUGGCCAACCAUAUGAGACUUGCCUGUAGUGUCGCAGAUUGCACAACGCUUGACUAUGGAGGUUCAUGUAAUGGAAUUGGGGCUAAAGGUAACGUUUCAUACGCUUUUAAUAGUUACUAUCAGCUGCAAAUGCAAGAUUCAAGAAGCUGCAAUUUUGAUGGCCUAGGAAUGGUAACUUCCCUGGACCCUUCAGUUGGUGGUUGCAAAUUUCUUGUGGGUGUUACUGAUAGAGUGUCCAAUUCAUCUUGCUCUCAUACAACAUAUGAAUUGUGGGUUGUAGGAUUAGUUUUCAUUUUACAAGGUAUUUUAUACCAUUUCAAUGUGAUUUAGAAGGUUUCAUAGGUGGGCCUUGCGUCUUUUAAUUCUCAUGGUGCUUCUUCUCCUGAAACUGUUAGAACUAGGAUAGCUCAGAACUGAGAUAGUAGAAAGAUGAUAUUAGGAAUAUUCAAUGGCAUUCUUGGUUAUUGUAGGCUGGCAUACAGGAUUCAAUCAUUGUAUCAUACAAGGGAUGGUAUAUAACAGUUAGUUAUUGAAGAAUACUCAUAAUUUAUGGCUG
This is a messenger RNA of Prosopis cineraria, 1909 nucleotides long. RefSeq names its product glucan endo-1,3-beta-glucosidase 5-like. The transcript has 2 exons. Lineage: Eukaryota; Viridiplantae; Streptophyta; Magnoliopsida; Fabales; Fabaceae. Gene Ontology annotation, cellular component: plasma membrane. The record is from RefSeq and is a predicted model, not a curated record. The coding region runs from base 223 to 1683 and encodes 486 amino acids. Gene Ontology annotation, biological process: carbohydrate metabolic process. Gene Ontology annotation, molecular function: hydrolase activity, hydrolyzing O-glycosyl compounds.